Strongyloides ratti is the source of this 366-nucleotide messenger RNA. RefSeq lists its product as hypothetical. NCBI's taxonomy places the organism in Eukaryota, Metazoa, Nematoda, Chromadorea, Rhabditida, Strongyloididae. The record is from RefSeq and is a predicted model, not a curated record. Bases 1 to 366 code for a protein of 121 amino acids. The transcript has a single exon.
AUGAAUAAUUUGUCAUCAUUUAUACUAUUAAUUCUAUUAAUUCUAUUAUUUUGUUUCAAAUCACUUGAAAUUAGUGACAAAAAUUUAAUUGAUUCUUUAAAUAUAGAGAAUGUUCCAGUACCAGUAGCUUUAAAUGAUGAGGAAGAUAAACAUAUUAUAGAAAAAAGACAACGUAGUAGAAGACAAAGACAAAGACAAAGAAGAGCAAGAAGACAAAGAAGACAACUUGCUACUUCUAUAAAUAAUAUAAAUGUACAAUUAACGGCAUUAGGCCAACAAUUAAGUAGUCUUCAAGCUCAAGUAUCAAAUUUGGCUACUACAACUACAACAACAAUGGCACCAGCAGGAGGAGGAGGAGGACGUUAA